Messenger RNA from Cercopithifilaria johnstoni, 1698 nucleotides. The record is from the annotation of a GenBank genome assembly. Lineage: Eukaryota; Metazoa; Nematoda; Chromadorea; Rhabditida; Onchocercidae.
AUGUGGCUUCGCCAUGUGAUGGCGUAUCGACGACCGUCAUAUGAAGAUGUUAUUGCCAAUGUCCAUCAUGCUAAAAUUGCUACCACACAUUACCAUCUAUUGAAUAGUCAUCCGUCAAAGGUAUCGCUAAUACUAUCAGAAAAACCGGGAAAGAAUCCAAGAGGAUGGAUUUUGCUCAGUUCUUUUGGUGUAUUAACUUUUAUUGGAGGCGCAUCACUGCUGAAGCAUAUUAUUGGAAUAGGACAUGCUGAUACAAGAAAUAAUAUGAAAAUUGAAGUGAGAAGUGAUUUACCCUUUUAUGAAUUGGAAGAAGUAAAAAAACAUGGAAAAGAUGCCGAAAGUAUUUGGGUUACUUUCCAAAGGGGUGUCUAUGAUAUUACAAAUUUCGUUCAAAGUCAUCCGGGCGGUGAUAAGAUACUUCUAGCCGCAGGUGGUCCUAUUGAUCCAUAUUGGAAAAUCUAUCAGCAACAUCUAACACCGGAGACACUCGAAAUAUUAGAGGAGUUAAGAAUUGGCAAUUUAAAUGAAAGAGAUAUCAUAGUCAUCAAACCAAAGAAUGAAAACGAUCCGUAUCGUGAUGAUCCAAAACGUCAUCCAGCAUUGGUUGUGAAGUCCGAAAAACCAUUCAAUGCUGAAACACCGACCGAAUUAUUAACGGAUAAUUUUUACACACCCAAUGACCUAUUUUAUGUUCGAAAUCAUAUGCCAGUGCCAGUUAUUGACGCUAAAAAACAUAAAUUAAUAAUCGAAGGUAUAUCUGUUCAACAACCUCUUACUCUUUCUCUGAAUGAUCUCAAAAGCAAAUUUCCGCGCGUAUCCGUUAACGCCACAUUGCAAUGCGCCGGUAAUCGACGCAGUGAAAUGAACGCAACAAAAAAAGUUCAAGGAUUGAAUUGGAAGAGUACGGCAAUAGGUAAUGCAAAAUGGACCGGUGUACCACUAAAGGAUGUUCUGAUGAAAGCAGGAAUAAAUCCGGAUGAUAAACGUAUCAAGCAUGUUAUAUUUCGUGGAGCCGAUAUGGAUAGUGAGGGUAACAAUUAUGAAACAUCAAUAACAUUCGAAAAAGCUAUGCAAAGUGAAGUUAUCAUUGCAUACGAGAUGAAUGACGAAGAGAUCCCGCGAGAUCAUGGAUAUCCAAUGCGAUUGAUUGCUCCGGGAAUUGUUGGCGCACGUCAAGUGAAAUUUCUUUCCUCAAUAAUUCUUAGCGAAGAGGAAAGUAAAUCACAUUGGCAGAGAAGAGAUUAUAGAGGUCUUCCACCAUUUAUUGGUCCAACAGAUCAUCAAAAUUUCGAAUUGUCACCUUCGAUACAAGACUAUCCAGUGCAAAGUGCUUUUUGUUAUCCAUCUGCGCCAACAAAACUAUCACGCUCAAGUGGUCAAUUCGACGUGAUGGGUUAUGCUUGGAGUGGUGGUGGACGUGGUAUAAUACGUGUGGAAGUAUCAGCAGAUGGUGGUGAAACGUGGCAAGCUGCUCAGCUAGUGCAGGAUCCUGAUCAAGAUAUUGAUCAUAUGUGGUCAUGGACACUUUUUAAAUCAACAAUAAAAAUUCCGGAUGGUGUGAAAAAGUUAGAUUUGGUAUGCAAAGCAACCGAUCGCUCCUAUAAUACACAACCGGAAACAUCCCGAGGAAUUUGGAACAUUCGUGGUUUGCUUAACAAUGCAUGGCAUCAUGUCCCGAUUGAAAUUACCGACGACUGA